AGUCAACCUAGAAGCGUAAUAGAAUGUUUGCGAAGCUUCAUCUAAUCGAAAAAUCGUGUCAUUGCAGCUUGGUUGGGCGCACUUACACAGCUAGAGGACAAGGUCACUUUCUGUCGAAGCCAGCGAAACAAACGUAUUCUAGGAAGUUUGGAAGUUCGCCGACAGUGUCAGUGAUGGGUUUCUUUUCCAAAAUCUUCGGGAAUGGCGAGAGCACGACGGGCAGCAAGGAGGACACACUGGCGUGGGCAAGGAGAGCAAAGCCUACAUGUGACCCAGCACCCUCAGCAGCGCCUCCAGGCCAACAACUUGGCACGUUUGCAGGUGGCUGUUUUUGGGGACUGGAGCUGGCCUAUCAGCGGGUGCCGGGUGUUAUAAAAACCUCAGUCGGCUACACAGGCGGCCACGACCCCUGCCCAACAUACAACUCUGUUUGCGGCGGCAGCACGGGCCAUACAGAGGCCGUGCAGGUGGUUUAUGACCCGAGCGAGGUGAAUUAUGAGCGGCUGCUGGACACCUUCUUUGCACACGUGGACCCCACUACGAAGAACAGGCAGGGCAACGACGUGGGCACCCAGUACAGGAGCGCCAUAUUUUACCAUACGCCUGAACAGAAGGCUGAAGCGGAGAAGGCAUUUGAGGAGGUGAAUGAGAAGCUGGCCAACAGGGCGUUCAGGCCAGUCAGGGGGGACAAGGUGGUGGUGGAGUUGAAGGAAGCUGGCUUGUACUACGUGGCCGAGAAAUAUCACCAGCAGUACCUUGCAAAAGGUGGCCGCAUGGGCCGGGGCCAAUCGGCAGAGAAAGGCUGUACAGACAAAAUUCGGUGCUACGGAUAAUUGCUAGUACCGGCAAUGACUCUGACAAUAUUGACACUUUGACAGUGAGCAAUUUCCCCCAGCAUUCCCCAAUCCGCCAGCUAGGCUCCCUAGCUGUGGGCGUUGGUGGGCCCAUGGGGGCAAUUGGUGGGUCUGAUAUGGGGAAGCCACCAUCAGUCAUUGUGCUUGCCAGGUAUAACCCCCCACUGGAAAUGCAUUGCUAAAGUUGCUGGUGCUUGCAUUAGAUGUUCAGAAUUUGUCUGCCCCAUUCAUGGUGUGACGUCAUCCUAGCCAUGGCGCUGGCUUCUGGAAUUUUGUGCUGCCGACUUUAAUAAGCUGUUGAGUGUCACAGAGUCACACGGUGCCUAUUAGAUAAGCCUGUCAGUGAGCCCCAUCAUUCCUGUUGAACUGGAGCGUGAUGGUCAGGUGCAGGCUGAAUCAAUGAGUCAUUCGGAACGCUUCCAACGCGUGUAAUAUCAUAUUACU
Molecule: messenger RNA, 1298 nt
Organism: Coccomyxa subellipsoidea C-169
Lineage: Eukaryota; Viridiplantae; Chlorophyta; Trebouxiophyceae; Coccomyxaceae
Product: PMSR-domain-containing protein
Exons: 5
Coding region: 24-833 (269 amino acids)
Biological process (GO): cellular response to oxidative stress
Cellular component (GO): cytoplasm
Molecular function (GO): peptide-methionine (S)-S-oxide reductase activity
Source: RefSeq, a predicted model, not a curated record